Molecule: messenger RNA, 3034 nt
Organism: Malaclemys terrapin pileata
Lineage: Eukaryota; Metazoa; Chordata; Testudines; Emydidae
Gene: BRSK2
Product: BR serine/threonine kinase 2
Exons: 20
Coding region: 289-2502 (737 amino acids)
Biological process (GO): protein phosphorylation; microtubule cytoskeleton organization; intracellular signal transduction
Cellular component (GO): cytoplasm
Molecular function (GO): tau-protein kinase activity; protein serine/threonine kinase activity; ATP binding
Source: RefSeq, a predicted model, not a curated record
CCAGCACCAUGCUCCUUGGGCUUGGAUCCUAGAUCCCCCUCUUUGAACACUGGUAAUAGCUGCUCUGGCCCUCAGCAUCCCACGCUGACAGACUGACAGAAAGAAAGAGGCAGACAAGGAAAAAGGAAGAAGAGAAAAUCUGCAGCCAAGUGGACUAAAGCAGCAAAGAGCGAGGGAGAAAGGGUGCUUUGCUUACACAGCUGCAAAGUGGGAAUUUAAAGAACUGCAGAGAGAGAAAUCCCAGCUCCCCGCCACACACACAGCGCAGAAUUAUAGAGCCAGGUAGAAAUGACAUCAACGGGGAAAGAAGGCAGCGGAGCUCAACAUGCACAAUAUGUUGGACCCUAUCGCUUGGAGAAAACCUUGGGCAAAGGACAGACAGGGCUUGUGAAGUUGGGGGUUCACUGUGUAACAUGUCAAAAGGUCGCGAUAAAAAUUGUCAACAGAGAGAAGCUCAGCGAGUCGGUGCUAAUGAAGGUGGAGCGGGAAAUAGCCAUCCUGAAGUUGAUAGAACACCCCCACGUUUUAAAGCUGCAUGACGUUUAUGAAAAUAAAAAAUAUUUGUAUUUGGUGCUAGAACAUGUGUCAGGUGGGGAGCUCUUCGACUAUCUUGUAAAAAAGGGAAGAUUAACGCCAAAAGAAGCCAGGAAGUUCUUCCGACAAAUCAUCUCUGCUUUAGACUUCUGCCAUAGUCAUUCAAUAUGCCACAGGGAUUUAAAACCAGAAAACCUACUGCUGGAUGAAAAGAACAACAUCCGGAUAGCAGACUUUGGAAUGGCAUCACUGCAGGUCGGGGACAGCUUGUUAGAAACCAGCUGUGGGUCGCCACAUUAUGCCUGCCCUGAAGUGAUCCGGGGAGAAAAAUAUGAUGGGAGGAAAGCGGAUGUCUGGAGCUGUGGAGUCAUUUUAUUUGCAUUGUUAGUGGGUGCCCUGCCAUUUGACGACGACAACUUGCGGCAGCUGUUGGAGAAGGUGAAGCGGGGUGUGUUCCACAUGCCACAUUUCAUCCCUCCGGACUGUCAGAACCUCUUGCGGGGGAUGAUUGAAGUGGACGCCUCGAAACGUCUCACGCUAGAACACAUUCAGAAACACAUAUGGUAUAUAGGGGGUAAGAAUGAACCAGAACCGGAACAACCAAUUCCUCGAAAGGUGCAGAUUCGUUCUCUCCCUUCCCUGGAGGACAUUGAUCCAGACGUGUUAGACAGCAUGCACUCGUUAGGCUGCUUCCGCGACCGAAAUAAACUCUUACAGGACCUGUUGUCGGAAGAAGAAAACCAAGAGAAAAUGAUUUAUUUUCUUCUCCUUGAUCGGAAAGAGAGGUAUCCCAGUCAUGAGGAUGAGGACCUGCCCCCUCGGAAUGAAAUAGAUCCCCCCAGGAAGCGUGUGGACUCCCCAAUGCUGAACCGGCAUGGGAAGCGGCGGCCAGAAAGGAAGUCGAUGGAGGUUCUCAGCGUGACAGAUGGCGGUUCGCCGGUCCCAGCUCGCAGAGCUAUUGAAAUGGCACAGCAUGGACAGAGGUCUCGGUCGAUCAGCGGAGCUUCAUCUGGUCUCUCCACCAGCCCCCUCAGCAGUCCAAGGGUCACCCCUCACCCCUCUCCAAGGGGAAGUCCCCUCCCUACCCCCAAGGGGACACCCGUCCAUACGCCAAAGGAGAGCCCAGCAGGCACACCCAACCCAACGCCACCAUCCAGCCCCAGCAUUGGAGGAAUGCCCUGGAGGACACGGCUCAACUCAAUCAAGAACAGCUUCCUGGGGUCUCCUCGAUUCCAUCGCCGGAAAUUGCAAGUACCUACACCAGAGGAGAUGUCCAAUUUAACCCCGGAAUCUUCCCCAGAGCUUGCCAAAAAAUCCUGGUUUGGUAACUUUAUCAACCUGGAGAAAGAAGAACAGAUCUUUGUGGUCAUUAAAGAUAAACCACUAAGCUCCAUCAAGGCUGACAUUGUGCACGCUUUCCUUUCGAUUCCCAGCCUCAGUCACAGCGUCAUCUCACAGACAAGUUUCCGUGCAGAGUACAAGUCCACGGGGGGUCCCGCUGUCUUCCAGAAGCCAGUGAAGUUCCAGGUGGACAUAACAUACACAGAAGGGGGCGAGGCACAGAAGGAGAAUGGGAUCUACUCAGUCACUUUCACGCUCUUAUCAGGUCCAAGCCGUCGCUUCAAGAGGGUAGUAGAAACCAUUCAGGCACAGUUGCUAAGCACACAUGACCAGCCUUCAGUGCAGCAGUUAUCAGACACCACUAACUGUGUGGAGUUGAUGACUGGCAGACUUUCCAAAUGUGGCAGCCCAUUGAGUAACUUCUUUGACGUAAUUAAACAACUUUUUUCAGACGAGAAGAACGGGCAGGUGAGCCAUCCCCCCGGCACGCCAACCAAGCAUAGCGCAAACAGCAAGCGGAGCGAUUCCGAUGCUAAUGACUAUGGGUCUAGAGGAGACAAUAAGUACCCCGCUGGCAAAGACAAGGCAAAGAUGGUCUCAUCAGUCGGCCUACAAGACCAACCUUAAAUAAAUACCUUUAAAAAAUUAAAUAACUUAAAAAACAAAAAGCAAGAAAAAAUCAAAGAAUAUUCCUUAGCAAGCUAGCCUCUAAACUAGAAGGAUGUAUAUACCUUUCCACAACAGUACAAAACUGUCUAUAGACAAAUUUUGUAAGAAGGAAUGACUGUAUAUAUAUACAUAUAUAUAUUUAUAUAUGAUAUAUAAUAUAUAUCUCAGAAACAAACACACACAAAAAGAAAGAAAGAAAAAGAAAGAAAGACAAGGUAGCACAGAUGACAAAACCCAGUUCACCAGAUCUUGGGUUGUGGCUUUUUUGGUUUUGGUUUUUUGUUUUGACAUCUCCCUGUAUUUUGAUUAUUAUUUUUAUUUUUUCCCCUCCUGAUGUUUUGUUGGGUUUUUUAAAUUAUUAUUUUUGUUUCUUGUUCUGUUCUUGCUCUCUCUGUUUCUGACGACACCACUUGUUUCCGCUCUGCUACCAGGAAUUAUCCCGAAAAGUUAACAUGUCAGCCACGGCUUCACCUUCUGUGCUCUGCGGACA